Gavia stellata (red-throated loon) is the source of this 2900-nucleotide messenger RNA. RefSeq names its product AN1-type zinc finger protein 5. Gene Ontology annotation, molecular function: zinc ion binding; DNA binding. The transcript is spliced from 7 exons. The record is from RefSeq and is a predicted model, not a curated record. Lineage: Eukaryota; Metazoa; Chordata; Aves; Gaviiformes; Gaviidae. Bases 374 to 997 code for a protein of 207 amino acids.
GGCCCGGCCCGGCGGCCGCCCGCCUCCGCCGCCGGGACGCUCAGAAUCAGAAGCAACUCUGAAAAUUUGUCCCUGCGUGGCAGUCGUUACCAUCCGGUUACCUCCACGGGGAUUCAGCCUGCCAGGUCCGCUCCCAGAGGGUCUGGUGCGGAGGAGGUUCCCUUGGCUGCUGGUGCCAAGGAGAGGUCGGUUUGGGCCGGGAAGGACUCCUGAUCUGGUAAUGGGAACACUGGUCUGAGCUCUUCAGGUGGAGCCCCAAGUGCAGAGCGGAGAUUUGUAUCACCCAGCUGAGUAUAAGGAGGAAGAAACCAGACCUCAUCCACUUCCAUCCCACAGGAGCUCCGGGGAGGCUUGGCGCCUUGGAGGAGAGAGGAUGGCUCAGGAGACAAACCAGACGCAGGUGCCUCUCUUGUGUACCACAGGCUGUGGAUUUUAUGGCAGCCCCCGGACCAACGGGAUGUGCUCCGUUUGCUAUAAGGAGUUUCUACAGAGACAGCAGAGCAGUGACCGGAUAAGUCCCCCAGCACCCAGUGGUCCCAACAGCAGCCCCAUGGCUUCAGAUUCGGUUGCAGGGCAGCGUGCAGAGGGAGACUCCACGCCUGAGGAUGUGAAAGCCAGUGCUCAGACUCCUGUGACCCAUCAGAUGACGGCCAUGAGCAUAUCCAGAGAAGAAAACAGCAGCGAGACAGAAGAAUUCAUCAAGACAGAAGAAGCCUCAUCAGCAUCUUCCUCAUCAGGUACCCUGCUUGAAAUAUCCCAGAACAUAGCUGAGGGCAAGACAGCUUCGGAAAAGCCGAAACAGAAGAAGAAUCGCUGCUUCACUUGCCGGAAGAAGAUAGGGCUGACUGGCUUUGACUGCCGCUGCGGGAACUUGUUCUGUGCCAUUCACCGGUACUCCGACAUGCACGCCUGCCCCUACGACUACAAGGCAGAAGCUGCCGAGAAGAUCCGUAAGGAGAACCCCAUCGUUAUCGCUGAGAAGAUUCAGAAGUUGUGAAGGGGGCUGAGCAGCUUGAACUGCAGCCAGAUGGCCUGGUGCUCCUCCCCUUCCUCCCAGCCUUCCUCCUCUUCCUCCCAGCCCUGUCGGUGGUGCACCGGGGACUCCAGCAGCACACAAGAACCAGCACCUGGACAUGGGGACUCCUUGCACCUCUUUGGCAGACAGUUGGCAUUCCUUCUCUCCCUUCCUGCCCAUCUGACAGCCACAGCUCAGCUGAUCCGUUCUCAACCAGCUUCCCAAAGGAAAAUGGACUGUCCUGCCCUGCCGCUCUAGUGCUAAGACCUUUGGACUUGUCUUCCGCCGGGGCGGUUUGCAUGGGGCGGGCAGCAGGGCUUUGCCGGGAAGCCUUUCCCUUCAGCCAGCAGCUCAGAGUCCUACGAACCGCCCAGGACGCACAGCUGGAGCCCAUGAGCAGCUGCUGGACUCUGUUCCCUCUGCCCCACCGUCUCUUUGUGGCAGAUGUAAAACCGGGAGCUGGGGAAUCCCGGCAGCAAGGCUGCCUUCUGCUCCCCUAGAGGUGUUUGUUCUCAGAUGCAGAUAAUUGGAUUCUGUAGUUUUAAUGCCCCAAAUACCCCUCUGCUCCCUUUGAGAUGCUGUUGUUGAAGCACCGGGAUAGUUAAGCAGCAGAGUACUGGCACAGUAAAAUUAUUUUGUGGCUUGAAGCGACGUAGAUGCGCUCCAGCCGCAGGUCAGGACCUUUAGGGAAGUACCGCUCACUGCCUCGUGCCUCUUGCCACAGGGAGGGAGCCGGCCUGCCGGGCUUGCUCCGUCCAGGAACGUGGCUGGGCUGAGGGACACCCUUGCACCAGCCUCCCGUGCUUCACCACCCCCUGAAUAACCACUGGCCGCUUCCCAAGCGAGGUUUGCUGUAACACGGUGGCGCCUGCCCUUUUCCUCUCCCUUCUGCUCCCUGCCUUCUGCCUUACACGAUUCUUUCUCAUCAGGGUGGUGCGCAAAGCUCAGAUCGCCAAACCUCCGCUUCCUUCCCUGUCCCUGCAUGCAGGCGGAUGGUGGGAACCCUUCCUCCCCCGUGGGCUUCGCUGAUACUCGGUGAGAGCCUUUCUCCCCUAUGAGCACGUUGGCUUGGGAAGCCCACCUGACCCUCCCUGCUCUCCCACCUCGCUGCUUGUCCCCAUGGGAUGAGAGGCAGGGCCAGAUCCCCAGGAGACACUCUGAAAGCCAGACAGGGGGAUCUGGGGCACGGGGAGGGCCGCAGGGCACGUGAAAAGUCACAAGGAGGGUCCUGGCGUGCCCAGAAGUGCAGGUGGGGGCUUUUGGAAAAGCCCAUGACGAGCCCUGGGGAGCAGGGAGAGGCACUUGCAGGGCUCUGGGCCCACUGAAAGACUCGUAGAGUUCUCGGGGGUGCUGGAAGACUCAGGGUGGGUCCUGGUGUGCAAGGGAAGGCAAAAGGAGAGCUUUGGGGAACACUGAACAUGCUCAGAGAACUUGAGUGACCUGAGGGCACCUGGAAGGCUCUGGGCUGCACACACACUCACAUAUGCAUGUGGAGGGCUCUGGUGUCCAGGGAAAGCCAAAUGCUGGGCUCUGUAGCCCUCCAGGUAAAACACGUGGAGGACUCUGAGGCUGUUAGAAAGGAAAACGGGGGGCUCAGGUACACAGCGCAAGGCAGGCAGAGGCUCCUGGGGUGCACCGAAAGUCACCUCCACCACCCAGGGUCUGCGCCCGCCCCAGAACAUCCCGGCAGGGCUCUCCUCCCUGGGAACACCGGGAGCGGAGCUGCAGCUGUGGGGCUCCCGGUGGUCUCACAAGCAGAGAAACCUGGAUGAGUCCUGGAGGAAAAGCAGCAGCCUCUGCCCCGCUUCCAGCCAUCCCACACUUUGGAAAGUGUUUCCCUCGGCGUUGGCUCGUAUAAGGGCAUCAGAGAGCAGAGCAGCAGGCG